CCCACCGGCCAGGCCUUUUGGGUUCCAGCCCUCCACCCCCACCCAAGUUGCAGGAUGUCGAUGACAGACUUGCUCAACGCUGAGGACAUCAAGAAGGCAGUGGGGGCCUUUACCGCUGUCGACUCCUUCGACCAUAAAAAGUUCUUCCAAAUGGUUGGCCUAAAGAAAAAGAGCCCGGAUGAUGUAAAGAAGGUGUUCCACAUCCUGGAUAAAGACAAGAGCGGCUUCAUCGAGGAGGAUGAGCUGGGAUUCAUCCUGAAGGGCUUCUCCCCAGAUGCCAGAGACCUGUCUGUGAAAGAAACCAAGACGCUGAUGGCCGCUGGAGACAAGGACGGGGAUGGCAAGAUUGGGGUCGAUGAAUUCUCCUCCCUGGUGGCCGAAAGCUAAGAGGCUCUGACUGCCCCAGGUCCUCCACCUUUCUGCCCCAACCACCCAAUUUCAGAUCCUCUUGAUGCCCUUCCUGUGUUUCUGUCCAGUGUGUUUAUGUUAUUUUUUACUCUCCCCGUCCCCUGUGGCCCUCAAAUGACAUCAUUCUUCUGAAAAAAUGCUGGAGAAAAAAUAAAGGCUGUACCAAUCGGA
Molecule: messenger RNA, 579 nt
Organism: Nyctereutes procyonoides (raccoon dog)
Lineage: Eukaryota; Metazoa; Chordata; Mammalia; Carnivora; Canidae
Gene: PVALB
Product: parvalbumin
Exons: 5
Coding region: 55-387 (110 amino acids)
Cellular component (GO): nucleus; cytoplasm
Molecular function (GO): calcium ion binding
Source: RefSeq, a predicted model, not a curated record